UUUAUCACUGGUGUCACUAACCACAAACGGAUCCGAACACGCCAAACCAUCUGGAAUUUUGAACUUCCUUUUUUUGUUCUAACGUCUUCAUUCUUCAAACACAUGCGACCUUGCUACUUGAACAUAGCAAUCUCCAUACUAUUAUUGUACGUUACGAAUACGGAACUUGAGUUCGUGAUUCAUUCAAGAUCAACUGGAAAUGUGAUCUGAAGGAAAUCCUCUCAGUAUAUCCAGGUACAUUGCCACUGAGGGCACGAAUCGAGAAAAGAUGAAAGUAGACCUAAUUAUUUUUGGACUGUUGGUGUUGUGUGUUCAGGUUAUCUAUGGAGUUCCUCAUGUCCAGACAGAAGAAAUAAGUGAUCGUUUACUUGUCGAGUUUUCUACUGUGAGAAAUACCAUCAAGGUUUUGUCAGAUCAAUGGGAAAAAUGGAACACACUUUUCGUUACCUCAUUGGAACCAAGGAUAUCUUCCACAGCCUCAAUUUUGGCCAGUAUAGACAGUAAUAUCCAUAAUUUGCAAGAAAGAGCCCAUGUAUGGGACACCUUUCAAUUACACGUGACCGCAUGGAAUGAGCAGCUGGCUUCACUUGACAGAAAAAUGGAUAUUUUGAGCAAGGGGCAAGAAACGAUCUUAUCUCUGGAUGGAAAAAUUAACAACCUCUUGGCAUUGGAGUACAAACUUGACAAUAUGGCAAAAAAUUUAGAAAAAGUGCAAGACACCACCAACAGUUUAGACACACUCCUCCAAUCGAAAUCCUUCAGAAUAUCCCACGAUACAUUACUGAGUGAAUUCACUUCAAGAGGUGUGCUCAGUUCUAUCAAAAGCGUUGAAAGAAAACUAGACAGACUAUUGAUUGCCAAUCAAAAUACUGUACACAAAACUAGUACUGCAAGUACCAACAGUAACGACAAACAAAAACUGCAUGUCAAAUGUAACACUCCCAAAGUUGUAGAAGAUUUACUAAAUGAUAUAGCCUCCAAAGUAGAUGUAAUGUUUGAUACCAUUACCAAAGACAACUCUUCUUCUGAUGAUUCUAUCGAGCAUGUAGAAGAAGACGGCGAAUUCAUAGAAUUCGAAGGUAGUGGAGAAAAUAUAAACUAUGAUACACAAGCAAACUCGAAAGGGAAGAAGAAACCCACGAAGAAAUCAACACAGACUUGUAAACAAAUGAAUCCAACACUGGAAGAAAUCCUGAACAGAACCAUAAGGAUAGAAAACGCCACAUUGAUAAUUUUAGAUAAGGAAGAUGUUUAUAAUGAGAAAGAAAAGAAAUCGAACUCGAAGCUGCUCAAGGUGAUGGAAAAUAGCACUGCUGAUUUAUACAGUACGUUGAGCAAUUACUUUAGUGAGCAAAGAGUGCACUUCGAGAGUGCUAUACAAAGGUAUGACAGAAUGUCUUGUGAUUCAAACACCGCACCAUCCACAGAGAUUUCAUCUACAGCACUACCUGUUAUACCAACAACAGAACAUGUCCCAACUGUCACGAAACCUACAACCCUUUCAGAAAAUCUUCAACCCACGUGGAGACCCAUGUUGGGCAAAUCAUCUUGUGAAGACCUGGACGGAGAUGAGAAUUCUAGCGGAGUCUACAUCUUUGAAAAGCAGAACCCAGGGCGGGAGAGUGAAAAGUAUUUCAACAAGCGCUACUGCGAAAUCAGAUCAGAUGGGAUUUGGACUGUGAUCCAAAGACGUGAUAACUACAUGCCAAUACACAACUUCAAUGUAUCCUGGAAGGAGUACAAAAAUGGAUUCGGGAACAUGCACACUGAUUUCUGGAUGGGCAAUGAUUUUUUGCACAUGUUUUCUAAUGAAAACAACCUAGUGUUGAAGAUAGAGCUCGAGGAUUUCGAAAAGAACUUUGCUAUGGCUGAAUAUAGCAAUUUUGUAGUGGGGUCUGAGAGCGAAAACUAUAAGCUUAGUAUUGGAAAAUAUAGAGGGAAUGCUACGGACUCUUUCUCAGGACAUAAUGGAUCGUACUUCAGCACGUAUGACAGGAAAAACGACAAAGCCCCAGAAUGUUGUCCAUGUGCUGUCACAUAUGGUGGAGGAUGGUGGUUUCACAGGUGUUUCGAAUCAAACUUGAACGGACAAUACUUCAGGGAUCCUGAUGAAAGCAAUUAUUUUAGAGGAAUUAUAUGGGAGCAGUGGUUGGGAAAUUACUCACUCAAGAAGUCGGUUAUGAUGGUAAGGUCUAGGGGCCGAGUUUAUUCUCCUACGAGGAAUGUGCAAGAUGAAGAUUUAACGCGAAUAACGUAUGAAGAUCCUUAAUUAGUUCUUUAUUCAACCUACAGUUCCGAAUGGUAGGUUUUGGUAUACUCAUAUUAUGCGAUGAAGAUACAUUAUUUGUAAUAAAACAGUAUAGAAGU
Phaedon cochleariae (mustard beetle) is the source of this 2367-nucleotide messenger RNA. NCBI's taxonomy places the organism in Eukaryota, Metazoa, Arthropoda, Insecta, Coleoptera, Chrysomelidae. The record is from the annotation of a GenBank genome assembly.